UGAAGGGUGCGCAGUUCGGGUAACGAUGGUGUCCUUGCUGGGUCGUUCAGGGUCUCUGUACCCUUACCUACACUCGGCUAAUUUUCUGACAUGUAGAUCAGUUACAGCUUCAGUUCCUGCUCUUCUAAAUACACCUGAUCUGCUGAACCAGAGGAAAUCCAGCAGGGAUGCUUCACACAAUGGCCAGUUUGGAGUCCGUUAUGCCCACACUGACAUCAAGAUUCCUGACUUCUCUGACUACCGUCGUACUGAGGUCAGAGAUCCAAAAAAAUCUUCCCAAGAGAGCAGUGACAGUCGCAAGGCUUUCUCCUACCUCUUCACAGGCUCCACUGCGAUUGUGGGGGUUUAUACCGCUAAGACCGCUGUGACUCAGUUCAUCUCCUCGAUGAGCGCCUCCGCUGAUGUUCUGGCCUUGUCCAAAAUCGAGAUUAAGUUGAGUGAUAUCCCAGAGGGAAAGAACAUGACAUUCAAGUGGAGAGGAAAGCCCUUGUUCGUCCGCCACAGAACCGAAAAGGAGAUUGCGUCUGAGGCCGAGGUCAACUUGUCAGAGCUCCGCGACCCACAGCACGACCGAGACCGUGUGGUCAAACCUUGCUGGAUGAUCGUCAUCGGGGUGUGCACUCAUCUUGGCUGUGUUCCCAUCGCAAACGCUGGAGACUACGGUGGAUACUACUGCCCAUGCCAUGGCUCACAUUAUGAUGCUUCUGGCAGAAUCAGAAAGGGACCCGCACCCCUUAACUUGGAGGUGCCAUACUAUGAGUUUCCUGAUGAUGAUACUGUAAUUGUUGGAUAAAUGUGGACAUUUUUCCAAAUACUACAUAAUACUAAAUGUGUCUGGCCUAACUAAUAAAUACUUUAUCAACUCAAA
Trichomycterus rosablanca is the source of this 868-nucleotide messenger RNA. Its product is annotated as cytochrome b-c1 complex subunit Rieske, mitochondrial-like. The record is from RefSeq and is a predicted model, not a curated record. Gene Ontology annotation, biological process: mitochondrial electron transport, ubiquinol to cytochrome c. Gene Ontology annotation, cellular component: membrane. NCBI's taxonomy places the organism in Eukaryota, Metazoa, Chordata, Actinopteri, Siluriformes, Trichomycteridae. Gene Ontology annotation, molecular function: quinol-cytochrome-c reductase activity; 2 iron, 2 sulfur cluster binding. The transcript is spliced from 2 exons. The coding region runs from base 26 to 793 and encodes 255 amino acids.